CUGGAACUUCCGCGUCAGCACUUAUUGGUUUUCGUGGCACCUUGUUUCGUUGAGAUAUGCAUAAUCUUCACCGGUUUCUGCAAAGGCUAGCACCGCUUAUACGACGGGAUGUCUUGUCGAACCACAUUGCAGAAGGUACAUUCAGGCAAUACUAAGUGCAGCCUGCGAAUCGGAAAGUACGACCUGCAGCCUUCCAUAUAACUCUUUCCUAGCUCACAUCUACUCGUCCCUUCUCCCCAGCUGGUGUCGUGUCCGGAAUUAUCAAAAAAUUACUCUCUGCCUGAUAUAAACGUACAGCCUUCCCUGAUAAUCGUAACAGCCACAUACACAGUAUCAAUCCACCACAAUCAUGCCUCCAGUCAUCUUUAUAUCAACUCAAGAGGAGCUCUCUUCCGUGCUAGCAACGCUCGACGACCUACCAAUAUCCCCACCAAGUCUUUACAUCGAUCUGGAAGGCGCAAAGCUCAGUCGGAAUGGUUCGAUCGCUCUACUAACACUGUACGUACUACCCAAGGAGACGGUGUAUCUCAUCGACAUCCAUACUUUGGGUGCUCGCGCAUUCUCAACAACUACCACCGCAACAACAGCAAGCGCGACUACGCCUCUUGCUACUACCCUCAAUACAGAAGACUCCAAAAAUCCUGUCACGACCCUGAAGUCUAUCUUGGAGUCACCAGCAAUCCCAAAAGUCUUCUUCGACGUACGCAAUGACUCCGACGCCCUCUUCUCCCACUACGCCAUCUCCCUCUCCUGCAUCCACGACAUCCAACUCAUGGAGCUAGCAACCACUACACGCGCUUCCCGUGAACACCUUCUGGGCUUGGGCAAAGCGAUCGACUAUAACGCCUCACGUCUGAACAUAACACCGGAGCAGAGGCAAGUCUGCAGCGCUAUCAAAGAGGCCGGUGUCAAGCUCUUCGCUCCGGAACGAGGUGGCAGAUAUGCAGUCUUUGAGGAGAGACCCCUGAGCCAAGCGAUCAAGGAUUACUGUGUGCAGGAUGUAGUUUAUAUGCCAGGGCUAUGGAAGCUGUAUGGUGGCAGAAUCGCAAAAGGCGACUUUUGGUGGACUAUGGUUCUGGAGGGUGCAGCAAGCAGGGUGGAGGAGAGUCACCAAGUGGGAUAUCAACCAAAUGGAGAGCACAAGAGGUACGGGCCCUGGACUACUAAGCAUAUCAAAGAGGCGAUGCGGCGCUGGAAUGCUGGGCAGCGGAGCAAUUUGUGUAGAUAAGUGGG
Alternaria rosae is the source of this 1233-nucleotide messenger RNA. RefSeq lists its product as uncharacterized. Gene Ontology annotation, molecular function: 3'-5' exonuclease activity; nucleic acid binding. The record is from RefSeq and is a predicted model, not a curated record. The coding region runs from base 350 to 1228 and encodes 292 amino acids. The transcript has a single exon. Gene Ontology annotation, biological process: nucleobase-containing compound metabolic process. NCBI's taxonomy places the organism in Eukaryota, Fungi, Ascomycota, Dothideomycetes, Pleosporales, Pleosporaceae.